Molecule: messenger RNA, 1110 nt
Organism: Dreissena polymorpha
Lineage: Eukaryota; Metazoa; Mollusca; Bivalvia; Myida; Dreissenidae
Product: pituitary homeobox x-like
Exons: 2
Coding region: 1-1110 (369 amino acids)
Biological process (GO): regulation of transcription by RNA polymerase II
Cellular component (GO): nucleus
Molecular function (GO): DNA-binding transcription factor activity, RNA polymerase II-specific; sequence-specific double-stranded DNA binding
Source: RefSeq, a predicted model, not a curated record
AUGACAGAACAGAUUCUGCACACGAGAUUCACUCUACCGACAACAAUCACCAAAGCGAACGUGCUUGGUGAUGAUUACAAAACGUCCGGCGGAUAUUUCCCUCGAGAACAAGAUGAGACGUAUCACAAGAGUUCCCGCUUAGUACGCUACCAUCCAUAUAACAUGCCGACCAGCCGCUCGGCUGACAAGGCUGUCUCGAAAAUGAAUUUUCUAAGUGACGACAUGGGCCGCCAAGGAUCUUCCGUUAUCUCCGUAUUCCCGGUGCCAUCGCCUGAGUUGCCGAAAGAUUCCAGAAAUGGUUCAUUAACAACAACCGUUCCAGAGCGUGAGAGUACACCAAGCGCAACAGACUGCUCGAUGACGUCACUGAAUUCCUUGUCACCCGCGUCAAUGAAUACUGAACGUAUAACAAGUACCCCUUCCAGCACAGCGCGUUCGUCUGGUUCCGUCAGCAGCUCGCCACAAACGGACGCCGAGUCAGAAUGCAGUGGCGAUAAGGAAUCGGACAAGAAGUCUAAAAAACCUGCGAGAACCAAUUACACGAACGAGCAGCUGCAGUCACUGGUGAAAUUUUUUCACGAGAAUCCGUACCCUGACUCUGAGAUGAUGGAGAACAUUGCCAAGGAUUUCGGCAUCAAGGAUACAAACAUCAAGAUCUGGUUCCAGAACAAGCGCGCCAGGUGGCGCAGGCGAGUGGAGAACAUAAACAACUCGACGCAGUCAAACAUGAUGCACAUGACACCGGUACCAUCCUUAAUACAUCCAUAUGUACCCAUGUACAGCAACUUUCCAAGCAGGCUUUCGCCACAGAACAACGGUUACAUGCACUACCCUUGGAUGCAGACUGUAACAUCAAGUCCGAACAACAACAACACUGGACAACAUGUUACUUUCAACCAGCUACCUUACAGACAGUCGACUUCAACAACGUCUCUGACACCAUACUCUUCGUAUUACCAAACCCCGUCUCCCAUGACAACCAGUUGGUGCCCCACCCCUGCUGCAAGAUAUUCAGUGGCAACGUCAUCACAGGACGCAAUGACGUCCAACACGUACAGGCAGUUUCCGCAUAUGGUACCUGGGAUUCAUUUCAAUUCUUAUGUUUGUUAA